Molecule: messenger RNA, 1563 nt
Organism: Durio zibethinus
Lineage: Eukaryota; Viridiplantae; Streptophyta; Magnoliopsida; Malvales; Malvaceae
Biological process (GO): GPI anchor biosynthetic process
Cellular component (GO): endoplasmic reticulum membrane
Molecular function (GO): hydrolase activity, acting on ester bonds
Source: RefSeq, a predicted model, not a curated record
AAACACAUUACAUUAGUUUAAAAAACCCAAACAUUGACUCAUGACCAAUCCAGUGAAAGUUAGAUUGGGCCUAUGAGUCAAACAUGAGCCCAAAACAUUGUUUUGCCUUCUGAAACCAUGUCAACCUUCUCUCUCUUUACCAGAGCCAAUCUGAAAAGUCCAAAGAAGCCAACUUCCUCCAUUCUUUCUCGUUCAAAAUCUAACCUUGGAGCAGGCCAACUGCAUUCUCCAACCAAAAGAUGAUGAUAGAUCGUUAUUCAAUAGCUUUGUUUCUGGUGCUUUCAUUUCUUGUUGGAGUAUUGGAUGCUAGUGCUGGUGAUUCUGAUCUACGUUACAGGGCUUGUGUGGCACAAUGUGAGAAAACUGGAUGUGUCGGGGAAAGAUGCUUUCCACACUGCAAAUUUCCUUCUGACAGGGUUGCCAUUGAGGGUCCAUGGUAUAUGCAAGAACCACUUUACUUGAAGUGGAAACAAUGGGAUUGCCACAGUGAUUGUCGUUACAAUUGCAUGAUUGACAGAGAGAAAGAAAGAGAAGCACUUGGUGAUGGACCUGUCAAGUAUCAUGGUAAAUGGCCCUUCAGGCGUGUUUUUGGAAUUCAGGAACCAGCUUCUGUAGCUUUCUCUGCACUCAACCUAGCAAUGCAUUUUCAUGGUUGGCUAUCCUUUUUCAUCCUUCUUUACUACAACUUGCCUUUGAAACAAGAUAAGAAGGCAUACUAUGAGUUCGCAAGCUUGUGGCAUAUAUAUGGCCUCUUGUCAAUGAACUCAUGGUUCUGGAGUGCUGUUUUCCAUAGUCGUGAUGUGGAUUUGACAGAAAAAUUAGACUACUCAUCUGCUGUGGCACUGCUUGGUUAUUCUCUUAUCUUAGCCAUACUGAGAAGUUUUAAUGUGAGAGAUGAGGCUGCCAGAGUCAUGGUUGCUGCUCCAUUUCUUGCCUUUGUGACUACCCAUAUAUUGUACCUCAACUUCUAUACACUUGACUACGGGUGGAACAUGAAAGUUUGUGUAGUCAUGGGGGUUGCUCAACUUCUCAUUUGGACAAUUUGGGCUGGUAUGACUCGCCAUCCUUCUCGCUGGAAGUUGUGGGUGGUGGUCAUUGGAGGUAGCCUUGCAAUGCUUCUGGAGAUCUAUGAUUUCCCUCCUUAUCAAGGAUUCUUUGAUGCCCAUGCUCUAUGGCAUGCCACAACUAUUCCACUUACCUGCCUAUGGUGGAGCUUCAUUAGGGACGACGCCAAGUUUCGAACUUCCAACCUCCUUAAGAAGGCUAAGUAGCCCCCUGUAAAACUGACAUGUAAACCGUCUAUCAUCUUAUAGCAGCUUGACCACUUAAAAACCUGUCUUAUUAAUUGGCGUAAGGUUUUUGCUUAUCAUUUCUCCCUAUUAUUUGUUCUUGUUAUGAUACAUAAAAGGGAGAUUGCUUAGUUGGGAUUCCCAGUUGGUUGAAACUUGAAACACCAAUUUUGCUGGAAUUGGAUUAUGAGAUGGAUGUUAAACUUGUAACAUUGAAUAAUUCAAUUCUUGUGUAGAUUCAAACCAUUAUGUUUGAAUGGUUUUGGUUUUAUCA